AUGUCUGCGAAGUCAACACAGGGACCAGGCGGCAAGCCGCCCGCUUCCGCCGCCACCAACUUGAUUGCUGGUGGAGGUGCCGGUAUGAUGGAAGCGCUCGCGUGCCAUCCUCUCGAUACCAUAAAAGUUCGAAUGCAGCUGUCCAGACGAGCCCGUGCACCAGGAGUUAAACGACGCGGGUUUCUCCAAACUGGAGCUGAGAUCGUGAAACGGGAAACUCCGUUGGGUCUUUACAAAGGCCUCGGCGCAGUUCUUACAGGCAUCGUACCGAAAAUGGCGAUACGAUUUACGAGCUACGAAUGGUACAAGCAACUAUUAGCGGACACUAAAGGCAAUGUUACUGGGCAGUCUACUUUCUUGGCCGGUCUCGCCGCUGGUGUUACCGAAGCCGUCGCCGUCGUCACUCCCAUGGAAGUGGUCAAGAUCCGACUACAAGCCCAACACCACUCAAUGGCGGAUCCCCUCGACAUCCCCAAGUACCGCAACGCUGCGCAUGCUCUCUAUACAGUUGUCCGCGAAGAAGGAGUGGGCGCUCUAUACCGUGGCGUAUCCUUGACAGCACUUCGGCAAGGGUCAAAUCAAGCAGUAAACUUCACCGCGUACUCGGAGUUCAGAGCAGCACUCCAGAAAUACCAUGGGCAAACAGACUUGCCCGGCUAUGAGACCAUGUUUAUUGGCCUGGUGUCUGGUGCUAUGGGCCCCUUGAGUAAUGCGCCGAUUGAUACAAUCAAGACGAGGCUGCAGAAAACGCCCGCGGAGCCGGGUCAGACUGCUAUUCAAAGGAUCCUCAAUAUCUCGAAGGACAUGUGGAAGCAGGAAGGAAGCCGAAGUUUCUACAAGGGUAUCACGCCUCGCAUCAUGCGUGUCGCCCCGGGCCAAGCCGUCACCUUCACUGUCUACGAAUACCUGAAAGGCGUGCUAGAAAAGGGCAGAGAAAUGCUGCCUGGUGGAAACUACGAGGAGUAA
This is a messenger RNA of Trematosphaeria pertusa, 966 nucleotides long. RefSeq names its product mitochondrial uncoupling protein 2. The record is from RefSeq and is a predicted model, not a curated record. Bases 1 to 966 code for a protein of 321 amino acids. Gene Ontology annotation, biological process: succinate transport; fumarate transport; transmembrane transport. The transcript has 6 exons. NCBI's taxonomy places the organism in Eukaryota, Fungi, Ascomycota, Dothideomycetes, Pleosporales, Trematosphaeriaceae.